AUGGCUUCCAUAACUCUCUAUGUUCUUCUUAUCAACUUCCUCUCCAUCCUCUGUUGUGCAACAGCACACACAGAGCCUCAUCCUCAACACAAAACAUACAUUGUCCAGCUAGACAGUGAUCUCCAAAAACCAUCACCUUUCCCCACUCAUGAACUCUGGCACUUAUCACUUCUGCAAUCCUUAGCCGACCCCAUAACCGACCAAGAGUUGUUCCUCUACAGCUACACCCACGUUCUGCAUGGGUUUAGCUGUAGAUUGACGGAAGCUCAGCUCUCCGAGAUAGAGACGUGGCCAGCCCACGUUGCCACUUAUCCGGUGACAUACGGCGGGAAGCUUCUCACUACCCACACUACAGACUUCUUGGGGCUGCGACAUGAUUCGGGGCUGUGGCCGAAUUCCUCCUACGGUGAAGGGGUAAUCAUAGGGUGGAAGGGGCAAUGCGAAGAGAAAUACGACUUUAACUCUUCGUACUGCAACCGAAAGCUGAUCGGGUCUCGGUUCUUCCUAAAAGGUUCCGACAGUAGCCACAAUUCGGGAGGCAUCUUGAAAGUAAGCCAUGGGAGUCAUGUAUCGUCGACGGCUGCGGGCAACUUUGUCCUCGGCGUCAGUUAUGCCGGUUAUGCGAAAGGCACGGCCAGAGGAGUUGCUCCUCGUGCCCACAUAGCAAUGUACCAAGUGGACCCGGAUUCAGAUGUCCUUCCUGCGGAAGUGCUAGCGGCAAUUGACAAAGCAAUUGCAGACGGGGUUGACAUCAUCUCCUUGUCCAUCGGCUUCGAGGGUUUAUCUUAUGAUCAAGAUCCGGUCGCAAUCGGCGCCCUUUCUGCUGCCGAGAAGGGCAUUUUCGUGGCUGCCGCCGCCGGCAACAAACCAGCAGCAUCUCAUCUUCUCAACGGACCGCCGUGGAUCACAACAGUCGGAGCCGGGACCAUCGAUCGAAGUUUUACAGCAAGUAUGACCCUGUCCAACGGAGUGGAAAUGAAGGGAUAUUCCUACUUUCCCCUAGACAUCUCUACCGUCGUCGAUGUUCCCUUGUACUACCGAAAGGGGAAAUCUGGAUGUGAAGCUUCCUCGCUGAACCGCUCACAAGUUGCAGGCAAGAUGAUACUCUGUGACAACUCCAUCAAGGAAGAAAUCUCACUUGAGUUGGUUCCAGCUCUUAACCGAUUGGGGGCUUUUGGAGCAGUUUUGAUCACUGAUCGGCCCGCCGAUUUGUUAGAGCCAGAGGAUUGCUCGAUUCCCUUGAUAGCUAUAUCUCAGAGCUCAGGGGAUUCGGUAAGGAAAUUUGUAAUUGACAACCCAGGAGCCAAAGUACAGAAUCUGCGCUUUCAGUCGACAGACAUUGGGGUCAAACCAGCUCCCCAAGUGGCGAGCUUCUCCUGCAGAGGGCCGGACCAAUUUCACCCGGGGAUACUGAAACCGGACAUUUUGGCUCCCGGCUUUGAAAUCCUGGCGGCGUUCUCCCGCAAGCUGCCAUACAUGUCUCUCGGGAGAUACAGUCUGAUGACCAAUUACGGCAUUCUCUCCGGCACAUCGAUGGCGGCCCCACACAUUGCUGGUGUUGCAGCUCUUCUGAAAUCCGCCCACCCUGAAUGGAGCCCAGCUGCAAUUAGAUCGGCCAUGAUGACGACGGCUUACGCGGUCGACAACACGGGCCAGAGUCUGACGGAACAGUUCACGGCGAUUCCAAUCAGGAAAAUUGAGGUGGAAGAGCUGAACUAUCCUUCUCUCACCGCCGUAUUCAAGUCCAAGAGCAGAGCCGUGGAGUUCAGCAGGACCCUGACGAACGUGGGGGGCGACGGGAGGUCGGUUUACAGAGUGUCGGUGGAGAAUGCCCCGCCAGGGAUGAGAAUCGAGGUGGUGCCGGAGACUCUGGUGUUUCGUCACAGGAAUGAGACCAACAAGUUCCAUGUCCACCUGGAGGUUGAAGAAGGAUCCCCCGCGGUGUUGUACUGUUUCCUGCGAUGGAGUGAUGGAGACGGCCAUGUGGUUUCCAGCCCCAUCGUCGCCCUCACUCUCGACGAUCACGGCCAGUGA
Messenger RNA from Linum trigynum, 2034 nucleotides. The record is from the annotation of a GenBank genome assembly. NCBI's taxonomy places the organism in Eukaryota, Viridiplantae, Streptophyta, Magnoliopsida, Malpighiales, Linaceae.